This is a messenger RNA of Gamsiella multidivaricata, 3669 nucleotides long. RefSeq lists its product as uncharacterized. The coding region runs from base 1 to 3669 and encodes 1222 amino acids. Lineage: Eukaryota; Fungi; Mortierellomycota; Mortierellomycetes; Mortierellales; Mortierellaceae. The record is from RefSeq and is a predicted model, not a curated record. The transcript has a single exon.
AUGCCAGCUAUCAUGAGCCAGAACGUGAUCGCGCCAGACAGGAUCAAGCCUAAAGGCCCAUUCUCGAGCGGAACUCAGCUACCGACUCCUCACGCCAGUAUAGAAUCCCAACGCUAUCACUAUGACCACAGCUACACUGAAAACAAUAUCAGCAGUAGCAACGGUUAUAUAAGGCCCAUCGGAAAUGCCAUUAUGACCGGGAGCAUCCCCGCUACCGAUGAAGAUCAAAGCGUCCUCAUUACAACCUCCUCCACCGCCCCAUCCAGGCGCCAACGUAAGACUCCUUCACUUCCUCUCAUUCAGGCACCCUCCUUUCGUAACAAGAGAGGCCGCAAAUCCAAGUCAACAAGCUCAGGUUCAGCCUCGUUAUCAGUGAGUGCGCCGUCUCCGAGUUCACUUUCUACCAUGGAGACGCCUUUAGGCCAUAUCCGUAAAUGGACCUCUGCUCUCUCCUCUUCGUCCAAAAAGCAGCAGGAUAUAUCUUCAUCCCCAAAAUCACGCUCAAAGAGCUCUCGGAAAAGCAGGGCCAUUGGACCCAUCAGCGCUCCCCAGCCAUUGAUCGCCCCUGCGCCGUACGCAUGCACUCCUUUACCAUACUCAGGCGCCUUAGACACAACCGAGCCUGCAACAUCAUACCUGGCUUUGCCUACAAAUCCUCAAGCACUCCAUAUGCCAACUGACUCCUCAAAUCCAAGCAAUUACUCCAGCCUGAGCAAGAACUAUCGCACCACUUGGAAAGGCAGACUGUUUUAUCCCACCGGAAAUGAGCAGGAUCGGCAGACGAGCACCAACUCGAACACAGAGGAUGUCAACGAAUGGUCCAGUCAGGAGAGUGAUGUCGACGCCUACAAUCCAGUAGCUACCGAUCGAACUGAGCAUCGAGCCACGAUACACAAUUCUUCGCCCCUAGCACAAACGAUUCUACCAUCGUAUAGGGAGGAUAUCACCAUCGACCUGGCUGCUCUGAUGAGCCCUAUAGACGACGCUCAGUUCGGCUUGGAUAGCUUUGGUCCUUUCAAUAUAACACCAAAGAACAAAGCUGGAGAAUCGACGUCUGUGCAAGCGACACCCACGACUGCUCAGUCUAUGCUGGAUAUUUUGAGCGCAACCAAUGCAGAAGACACCUCGCAGUGCCAUCAGCGGGAGCAGUAUGAUAUUUACUGUAAUAUGGAUGGAAAACCUGAGCAAAAGGCGGGAACGGAGCAAGGAAAUAUCUCUAACAGUCUGGAAAGCGAUGUGCAUGACUCUACGGCUAGCCCCUGCGAGCGGCUGGAAUCCGACCUCAAUACGUUCGAGUCGCGUACGUGGACUAAAGGAAAGGACGACUCAGAGCAAAGAACGAUCUGGCGCCGACAUAUCAGAGCAUCAUCAACAUCUUCUGAUUCCUCGACGUCCUCGACGUCCUCGACAGAGUCGUUUUCUUCGGAUUCCUCCGAUUCUUCCCAGACAUCGCCGAUUAGUGGUGUAUCCUUUUUCUCCAGUCCACCAAAGACCUUCGCUGCUGCUACCAUCGAGUCGUCAACGUCGUCAGAAACUGCGUUAUCUACCAAUACUAUUAAGGUCCCCAGCAGUAUGAUGACCAUGCUACCAGCCAGCAACAGGAGGGAGAAGGAAACCUCAUACAGUUUUUCGACAACUUCUCCUGUCGCCCCACCAUCGGAGAAUCCAGGGAGUGAACGCACGGAUACAGGGUUCACUAGACCGUCCCUUCCAGCAACAGGAACAACACAUGCGAACCCAAAAGCUUUGAUGCUGAAGAGAAUGGCAUACAUUCACACGCUCAAGAAACUACGCGAGCGAGAGCGGCGACCAUUCCAACAUGCUGUUCUACUACAACUCGUUUUACUUCAACUUCGCCAAGGCAUCACCAACAACCAAUGCGAGGAAAUCGGAGACUUUUACACGUCCAUGUGGACAGCUCACUUCCCAGCGAAGUGGGGCGUUUCGAGCCUUACCGCUCCGGGCCAAUGCCAAAGUUAUGUUCAGCAAACGCUGCUGCAGGGUCUUCAACGAGGUCAGAGUGAGAAUGGUCUCAACCAGGCGAAGACCACAGCACCACAAAGUAGCAAGGAUGCCAAGACAAAACGCUCUUUUAUUUCAUCUAUCCAGAGUCGCAUUCAGUUUAGCAAGGCUUCUAAUGGUGCCAGCGUUAGCAGCAGCGUCAGCAGCAACGUUAUGGAACCUGUCAGCGACUCUGGUGCGACAUCGACAUCACCCGCAUAUUAUCUAUCACCCCCACUUGCUUCUUCGUGUGUGAACCGAGCGAACUCUACGGCCUUCAAGGACCGAUUCCCACUUCUACGGACCCCUCCCUACCCUCUCAUCAAUUUGGACGAAAAGGAUCCAUUUCCGCUUGCACCAGCCUCACACAGGACAGUAUCAGCUACCACAGUUUCCGGCGGGGCUCCCUCUAUCUGUGUCGGCUAUGGCGUGGAUAAAGAUGGCCAGGCUGAUCUCGACCAACAUGAAGCGGUUCGACCCUCUCCCACAAUUAUCAUUCCGAAACGUACGACAGGACGAAAAGGUUUGCUCUAUCUACAACAGCAGCAAUUUCAAAUGCAGCUUCAGCGCCAGCUUCAAAGAAGGCUCGAGACAUCAACCAUCCUUUUGGCCUCAAAUGAAUGCCCUGGACACCAGAAUUUAAUGGCGAAAGAGCAAGACCAGGCGCCAUUGCUAGCCCAGCUUCUCGGGACUCGACCGCGGUUCGCAACAUCGACGUAUACGACCGUCUUCAGCGAAGAUUUUGGAUUGGUCACGAAACCACUAGCUGAACAGUCUAUGAAGGAACCGGAAGUGCACCCGGAUACACAGGUGGAUGGUUCUUGGACAUUCCAUCUAUCUACGGCGACUCUUGCGACAGGUUCUAGCUGGUCUGCACCACCCUCACAUAAUAUACACUCAGCAGCAACUCACGGUCAUUUGUCAAUGUUCCCAGCGUUUUCUGCAGAUGGGAGCACAGGCCCCAUAAGACAGUCCCUGACCAGAUCGCCACCCUUCCACUCCUCAUUUGCAAACACGUCCGUCUCUGUGCCAGUACCAGUACCAGUCUCUUGCCUGCCUAUCAGGGGUCCUCGGCUUUUGCAGGCCUGCGAUUAUAUUCGUCCGAGCACGAGCAGAGUCUCUUUAUCUGCAUCGAUGCACUCGCCCUCUUUAGCGCAUGCUCAGACUACACAGCAUACUGCUGGCUACUUUGCUGACAACCAAGCAUUUCCUGCACGCAAGGCUAGUAACAGCCGUGCAAAUCUGGAUGCCAUUCGACAAUGCACAACACAGCCAGGGAAUAUACAGGGGGCUACUGCUCAACCCGUACUAUCCACGCCACAACUUCCGUGCAUGAUGGACUCGGAUGCAAAAACGUUUAUUGAACCGUCAAUGGAGAGAGGAUUCAGGUCACACCAAGCAAGGGAGAACAAGACCGAAAGCAGUACUUGGCUCAACCGCUCUUUACAGAGGCUCCGAUCACGACGUAGCAUGGACGGAGCGAGGGACCGCGCGAGUAGCAGGAACGCGCACGGGCUUCAAGCGCGGCAUAGUAUGGACGACGAUAGAAGGAGCGCCCAGGAGAAGCAGGGGAUUGUCAAAGACGGACAGGUGGAAGAGGAAGAGGACGUGCCAUUGGCGUUUGUGCGGAGAAGGAUUUCAAGCGAAAUGCAAUGGUCAGCGAUUUGA